This is a messenger RNA of Rhizophagus irregularis DAOM 181602=DAOM 197198, 1878 nucleotides long. The record is from RefSeq and is a predicted model, not a curated record. Lineage: Eukaryota; Fungi; Glomeromycota; Glomeromycetes; Glomerales; Glomeraceae.
UAGAGAGCAUUAGGUAAUAAUCUUCAUAAUUUUCGUUUAGAAAUACAUAUAUCAUCUCAUUUAAUAAAAGUACCUUGUAAUCUUUGUAACAGCACUGUUGCAAAAUCACUGCCUUCAAACUCCCCAUGUAUUGACUGUUAUUAGCUUAUUUAUAAUUGGCCUUCAUACAAGAAAGGUAUUUAGGUUAUAUAUUAAUUUGAUAUUUACACAUGACUGGUAACUUACUUAUAAAGAUCGUCUUUUUCCGAAGAUGGGAUCUGCAUGGAUCUUUCAUGGGAUGGCUUCUAAAAUGACAUUUGAAUUGGGAUUACAUCGUAAAAUCAAGAAUCAACAAAUUAAAAUGAACGAUGAAGUUAAAGAAAUGAGAGAUAUGGCUUUCUGGGGAUGUUUUAUUGCUGAAACUUGGGUAUCAGCAUGUUAUGGUCGUCCUAGUGCUAUUGACGAAGCAACUUGUGAUGUUGAUCUUCUUCCAAUACCGUCAGAUCCCGAACCAGAUGAUGAAACACGGUUACACAUUGCAUGGGUUCUUCAUAUUAAUUUAUUACGUAUUUUUGCACAGGUACGCAAGUACUUAUAUGGACGUGCAAAAAUAGCCGGAAGUCGACGUGAAGAAAAUCAAUUUAGAUUCCUAGAUGCCGCAUUGGGUAGAUGGUUUUAUACUCUACCCCACUGGUUAAAAUUUGAAGAAAUGGCUCAAGAUGUACAAGGAAGCUUAUUGGGUACAAUUGGAGGAGAAAUGCAUACUUUAUUUUGGACAGUACUUAUUCUUCUUCAUAGUAGAAAUUUAACUAUGUUUACGGUAAAUCCAACAAAUUCGAUGACAUCAGAUGAUGCAUCUCGUGCAUCAUCUCGAACUAUUUGCAUUCAUGCAGCUACCAUACUUCUUCAUUGGCUUGACGUGUUAAUGAAUUCUGUACCGGAAUUUUAUGAGCAAUCUUGUACAGCAUUAUUUUCCAUUGCACCUGCCAUACGUGUUUUAGCUUGGACGGCUCAAAGGGGAGAUACUAAAGCUGAAAGUAUGGUAGAAAGGCUAAAAGAAAUUAAAAAGAAUGUAAAAGAUAUUGCAAGAAGAAGAUUUAUGGCACAAGAAGGAAGGGAGGGCAGAUUGGAUGGAGAAGAAAAGUUGCAGGAAUGGUUGGAUAAAGCCAAAGAAGAGGAAGCUAAAAACACACAAGCACGAGCAGGAGAAUACAUGAUGCUUAAUCCAGAUCAAUAUAGGAAAGAAUUUUCAUAUAUCGCAAAUAAAGGCAAGAGACCUGUUAAUAAUCGUCAACGUAAUAAAAAUGAUAAUAAAUCAACGUUGUGGACUGAUGACAAGGACAAUUUCCCUUUUACAUUUACUAUGGACACUUUUAACAAUGGAUUUCGUGAUAGAUCACAACCUUCUAAUGAUCCAUCAAUUGUGAACCAACAAUAUCAACAACAACCUUCUAAUAACCCUUCAAUGGCAAAUAUCUUAUUUUCUACUCUUUCUCCGUCAAAUACUUCAGCCUCAACAUCACCAAAUCCUACAGCAUCACCCAAUCCUCCAAUUUUUGGUGGUCAAAAUGUAAUUAUGAAUAAUAAUAUAACCCGACAACAACAUACCAAUACUUCAAAUAUAUGGACACCUCAAGACAACGGUUCUGCUGGUAUGCUAAAUACAUUCAAUGGUGACAUUGAUGCAAAAUUAGUUAAUAAUUAUAAUGAUGGUAAUAAUAUAAUCAGUAAUGGAGAAUGGAGUUAAAAUUUGCAGUUACAUAUUUAUUUAUUUAAAAAUUUGGAAUGAUAUAAAAUUAUUAUUAUUUAUUUGAAUAUUUGUAUGUAAUUAUUAUUAAAGUAUUAUUUAACCCGGUUUAACUAAACAUAAAUAACGACUUAAAAUUAAUAUUUGAGAAU